AUGGAUCUUCAGGGUGAUGCAGAUCCCACACCGCCCCUGGCCCGCUACCGCCGCCACUACCCAUCCCCCCGCACGCCACCACCAGACAUCUUUCUGCCCGCCUACCACGACCACGACCACCUACCCACCCGCCUGCCAGAGAAAAUGGGAUUCCGAAAAUACGACCCCGGAACCAAGAUCGCAACCGUCCGCGGGGCAUCCGGAUUACACUGCUGCAAACAAGAUUCAGGUUGCCGGCGACGCCUCGUUCUCCAAGUUUGCAGAGGCCGCCUACGACAUUUUCCGAAUGCAGUCGUCUUUAAGAUGAUUAUGCGUGAACCAAAUGACCCUCCCGCGGAUUCAAUGCCGGCCGACGGAAAUUCCGUCAAAAGAGCUCACCCAGUGGACGCCGAUGGAGAGCGCCGUCCCGCUAUCGCCUUGAGGACCCCCGGAGCAUAUAAAAGUACCCAGCAGUCAGCGGUUCCGGGAAUCAAGGCCUUCCAACUGGGCUGUCCAACACCGUUCAAGCUGGCCCCGACGACGGGGUCAAUGCAUCCCCUUUGGGAGGCAGGGGCCAUGGCGCCGUUCAGAACAACGAGCAUUUACUCGCAGCAAUCAACUGGGAGCCGCAGUGUUACACGCGCCGUCACAAAGGACGGUCACAAAGGAAUGUCCACCCCCAAGACUUCCGCGCCAAAGAUUCAUGAGGUGGGGCCCUCUCCCUUGGCAACCAACACGACUGCCCCACGCGUCCCGGCUGGAUGUCAGCCAGUAUCAACGGACGAGAUUGAAGUGAUCCGCGGGCCUCUGACUGCUACAGCCCUCCGCGUGGUUUCUCUCCCAUCGACUUGA
Molecule: messenger RNA, 831 nt
Organism: Puccinia triticina
Lineage: Eukaryota; Fungi; Basidiomycota; Pucciniomycetes; Pucciniales; Pucciniaceae
Exons: 4
Coding region: 1-831 (276 amino acids)
Source: RefSeq, a predicted model, not a curated record